Messenger RNA from Jatropha curcas, 1890 nucleotides. RefSeq names its product isopentenyltransferase 9 (gene IPT9). Gene Ontology annotation, biological process: tRNA modification; cytokinin biosynthetic process. NCBI's taxonomy places the organism in Eukaryota, Viridiplantae, Streptophyta, Magnoliopsida, Malpighiales, Euphorbiaceae. The record is from RefSeq and is a predicted model, not a curated record. Gene Ontology annotation, molecular function: tRNA dimethylallyltransferase activity.
AACUGCCGGUUGAAAGCCAAUCUAAAACCUCACCUUAAACCCUGGCCUCAACUCAAUUCUCCACUGGUUUGGUUUGUCUCUGCCAUGCCAUUGCUAGCGGUAGCAGCCAUUUCUGAUAGCUAAAAGAAACCGAAUUCCUAUUUAUUAUCAAUCUCCCUCUAUAUGAAUUGUAAUACUCCAUAGAUAGACAAGAAAAAACAGGGUAAAAAAACAAUGAUAAUGAGCGAAGUAUGUGGGCUCCGUUCACGCUGCCUCCGCUUCUUCCUCCCUUCUCCAAUACCACCUCCUCGCCACCGUAGCUGCCGCCUAUUUGCCACCACUACUACAUGCUCCUUUCCCGUCGCCAGCAAGAAAGAGAAGGUUAUUGUGAUUUCUGGUCCCACCGGAGCUGGGAAGAGCCGCCUGGCACUGGAGCUCGCCAAGCGGCUCAACGGUGAAAUAAUCAGUGCCGAUUCGGUUCAGGUAUACCGUGGUCUUGAUGUUGGGUCUGCAAAGCCUUUGCCAAGUGAAAGAAAGGAAGUGCCUCAUCACCUGAUCGACAUAUUAGACCCAUCUGAAGAUUAUUCAGUUGGACAAUUUUUUGAGGAUGCAAGGCAAACCACACGAGAUAUUCUGAACAGUGGCCGCAUUCCUAUAGUUGCUGGUGGGACUGGAUUGUAUUUGCGAUGGUUUGUAUAUGGAAAGCCAGAUGUUCCUAAGGCCUCACCAGACAUUGCAUGUGAAGCAUAUGCUGAGCUUGCAGAAUUGCAGAAGAAUAAUGACUGGGAUGGAGCUGUGCAGUUAGCAGUGAAAGCAGGUGAUCCGAAGGCUCAAUUCUUGGCUGCCAAUGAUUGGUACAGAUUACGACGCAGCCUUGAAAUAAUCAAGGCCAGUGGAUCCCCUCCAUCAGCUUUUCAAGUUCCAUAUGAUUCUUUCAAGGAACAAUUAGGUGCAAAUUUAACAGAGAGCUCUCACAAUGUUAGUUCAUCUGUUGAUACGUCUGAGCAAGUUAAACCAAAAGAUUUGGACUAUGAGUUCGUGUGUUUUUUCCUUUCAAGCCCUAGACUUGAUCUCUAUAGAUCCAUUGAUUACCGAUGCGAGGAUAUGCUUUUAGGAACUGAUGGUAUUUUGUCUGAGGCCAAAUGGCUCCUUGACAUGGGUCUUCUUCCAAAUUCAAAUUCUGCAACUCGUGCAAUUGGUUAUAGACAAGCUAUGGAGUACCUUUUAAACUGUAGGGAACAAGGGGGUAGGAGUUCUGCAGGAGAUUUUUAUGGUUUUCUAUCUGAAUUUCAGAAAGCAUCUAGAAACUUUGCUAAAAGACAGAUGACAUGGUUUCGCAAUGAACAUAUUUAUCACUGGCUUAACGCUUCCAAGCCCUUGGAAAAGGUGCUUAACUUUAUUUAUGAUGCAUACCAUGAUCAAACUGGAAAUUUAAUUGUUCCUGAAUCACUUCAAAUGAAGAAAGACAUAUCUGAUCAUCGGGAAAUUCUUCAACUAAAGACUUAUCGCACUAAAAAUAGGCAUUUUGUCAGCCGCAAUGAUUGUUCUGAUAUUCUGGACUGGGUAAGUACUCAGGGUGAAGUAGCAAGUGGAGUUGUUUGAUUUUGAAUUGGCUCUCAAAAUUUAUUCGGUGGAACUCCUGAGUUUGUUGCAAAAAGAUAAUUGCAGAUUCAACUGGUCGAAUCCUGUCCAUUUUGCCUCUAGACUUGCAGGGCAUACUGACAUUAUACUGAGAAAGGUUUGAGUAGAAUGUAUUAUCCAUAUCGGUUAUUUUUGGUGAGUCAUAAAAAAUAUAAUCCAAUGUAAUCAAAUUUAUUUUUACUAUAAUAUAUAUACUAGAAAUGCAUUUGAUUAUGUUAUAUUGCAUUUAACUACGGCUCACCAAACGGAGCCGAAAUGUUUUCUUUUCUA